AAAUGUCAAAACAAAGUUUUGACAUUUUGUAUAUAAAAUGUCACAAAGCAAAUAAAAUAUUGACAAUUUUAAUAAAAAUAAUGGGAGUACCUAUGUGCUGGCUGAAAUUUCGCAUGAGCAUUCCUGUAAGGUAAAAAAACAACUUAAUUGUUUCCAAGCAAAAUAAAUGCAUGUGAGAUUUGUCUAUUUUUGUGAAGAAACAAGAAAAUGAUUAUUGGAUUAAAAUUGAUUUCAUAUCCCAAAUAAUAAUAAAAACUAAAAUGAGCGAAAUUGAUAAUAGUAAAGAAGACACCAACAAUACCGUGCCGAGUGACACGAUUUUGAAUCAUUUGGAAAUAUCAGUAGCAGAGUCUGAGAAACGUGUAACAGGAUCAUUGAAUCUACGGGAUUAUUACACUGUGUAUCUAAUAGAAAUCAAGGUUACGGAUCCAGAUUUUCAAAAGAAAGUUGGCAAACUAACAACAGUAUGGAGAAGAUACACUGAAUUUGAACAGCUUCAUGAUUAUUUGGAGGUGACUUAUCCAUUUAUAGUGAUACCUCCGCUGCCAGAAAAGAGGGUGAUGUAUGGUUGGCAGAAAAUUUCUAACGACACUUUUGAUCCUAAUUUUGUUGAUAGACGGAGGGCUGGAUUGGAAAAUUUCUUGCUAAGGAUUGCUGCACAUCCUGUCUUGACGUGGGAUGAGCAUUUUUCAGAAUUUUUGCAGCAGGAAGAAGGGUGGAGAGAGUCUUAUAAAGCUAACGGUUACCUCCAAUUGGUGGAAAACAAGAUAAAAAGCCUCAGCGUAUCGGUUAGAUUAAAAAAACCGGAUCCCGAAUUCGAAUCCGUGAAAGAAUAUGGAACCACUCUAUCGACCAAUCUAAAUAACGUUCUCAAAGCUCGUUCUAGAGUCGCCGAGAAGCAGUUCAACGUCCAUAAGCUUCACGCGAACUACGGAAGGGUUUUCAGCGAAUGGAGUGCCAUAGAGAAGGAGAUGGGGGACGCCCUACAGAAAACCGGCCAUUAUUUGGAUUCCUUGGCUUUAAGCAUAGACGCGAGCCUCGAGGACGAAGAACUCUUGGCGGACCAACUUAAAGAGUAUCUGUUCUUCGCGUAUGCCUUGCAAAACCUCUGCAAGAACCACGAAAUGAUGCAGUUGCAGCUAGAAGACGCCGAAGAUAGCGUAACCAAUAAAAAUACCGAACGUAAUAGAGUGCAAUUGGGCAAAACGGGUCUCAUGUCCAAACUUUUCGGUGCAGUGGACACCGAAGAGGUUAGAGAGUAUAAGGUCAGUUUGUUGGACCAGCAGAUUCAGGAUGGUGUUACGACCGUUAACAAUGCCAAAGAUGGUUUAUGUGAUUUUACUGAAAAAGCGAAAAGUGAUAUCGAGCGGUUUCAGAAUCAAAAGGUUUUAGAUCUCAGAGAUACUCUUAGCAGCUAUGCAUUUCUUCAAUUAAAAGUUGCUAAAAAGGGUUUGCAAACUUGGGUUCAGAUCAAGGACUGCCUUCAGAGUAUUCCAUAACUGUGCUUAAUAACGUACCUAUACUUAAAUUUAUCCUAUACCUAUGAUUAUAAUUUACAUUUUUGUCAAAAUGAAUCGAAUUUUUAAGAUAAAGC
This is a messenger RNA of Psylliodes chrysocephalus, 1594 nucleotides long. The record is from the annotation of a GenBank genome assembly. NCBI's taxonomy places the organism in Eukaryota, Metazoa, Arthropoda, Insecta, Coleoptera, Chrysomelidae.